This is a messenger RNA of Ectocarpus sp. CCAP 1310/34, 2781 nucleotides long. NCBI's taxonomy places the organism in Eukaryota, Phaeophyceae, Ectocarpales, Ectocarpaceae. The record is from the annotation of a GenBank genome assembly.
GCCUCAUUGACCACUGCCCCUCUGCGCUGGAUUGAUCUAAGCUCCAAAAGCAUACAGCUUCUGAGUUGGGUUGACAUCAACUGGAAGACUGGAAGCACUGCUGAGGUGGGACAUUGUCCUCGUCGCUGGCAAAGCACAUGGCGCGUACAGGAGGAGGAGGGAGGCUGCUGAAGGAUAGCAAGAUCGCGAUUGGAGUGUCGGACGAUGUUUUGGACAAGGUGGGAGAGAGGAUGCAGAAGAUGGAGCUCAAGGCUGGCGACGUCCUGGUGAAGGAGGGACAACCGAUGCCGGGCUUCUACUACAUCGAAACCGGGAUGCUCGAGCGCGUGAAAAGUCACUCCGGCGCCGCCGACGGCGAGGAGUUCUUGUUGGACACCAAGGAGGCGGGAUCUGUGACGGGGCUCCUGCAUGUCCUCAAGUCCGGAAAAGCAGAUCCGGCCUUUGCCACGAUCAAGGCUCGUGGCGAGUCCACGGUGUGGUGCCUCAGCAGAGACGACCUUGAGACCGAAGUCAGGGGUAGACCGGACUUCGCCAUGGGUCUCCUGGGGACGUUGGCCGAGCAAAUGCGCGGGCAAUCAAAGGCAAGAGUAGUAGCCCACCUGAAAAGCAAAGCCGAGGUGACCGGCAGCGGAGGAGAGCGGUUCAAAGGUGUGAGGGUGAUGUGCUACGACUCGUCGGGGUGGGUGAGGAAGAACUUCCAAGCCAAGGUCGACAAGCACAACGAGGCAGCGAGCCCGAGCGAGAGGAUCUUGUUCGAUUUCACGUCGGACACCCUUAGCUCCUCUUCAGCUUCUGCCGCCGUCGGUUACGAUGUGGUUUGCCUGUUCGUCAACGACGUGGCGGAUGGGAAAGUUCUCCAGACUCUCGGCAUGGUAGGCGUCGGCAUGGUGGCUCUACGAUGCGCCGGGUUCGAUAGGGUGGACGUGGACGCCGCCCGGGCCCUUGGUUUGACUGUUGCGAGGGUGCCGGCCUACAGCCCGUACGCGGUGGCCGAACACGCCGUCGCCCUGCUGAUGGCGCUCAACCGGCAGACGUCCCGGGCUUCCGCUCGCACCCAUGACGCCAACUUUUCGCUCGACGGCCUGUGUGGCUUCGACGUUCACGGCAAGACCGUUGCCGUAAUCGGCUGCGGGCGGAUCGGCCAAUGCUUGUGCAACAUCUUGCUCGGGUUCGGGGUGAAGCUCUUGUGCGUCGACGCUUUCGGGGAGGUCCCGGACCUAGUGAAGCGAGGGGCGAAGUUCGUCGAGUUGGAAGAGGUUUGGCCGGAAGCCGACGUGGUGUUCUUGCAGGUGCCACUGCUUCCGUCGACUCGUCACAUGAUCAACGACGACGUCUUGCCCAAGCUCAAGAAGGGAAUGACCCUCAUCAACACUUCCCGAGGAGGUCUGGUGGACACCGAGACUCUCAUCAAGGGUCUCAGAUCUAGGGUCAUCCGCCAGGCUGGUCUGGACGUAUACGAGAACGAGGCGCCUUACUUCUUCAAGGACUGCAGCGAUACCCCGGUCCAGGACCCCGUUCUCUCGGAACUGCUGAGCUUCAACAACGUACUUCUGACGAGCCACCAGGCGUUCUUCACACAGGAGGCGAUCGACGGCAUUGUCAACACCACCUUUGAUAACAUAUCGGAGUGGCGCAGCGGUAGCAAGGGCAAGGCUCACAAGAACUCAGUCUUCUAAGCAGCAUCACAUGCGAUGCUCGGGCGACGUCCGCGUUAACGCUCAUGAGUCUCCUAGCCCGCAAGCGGCAUGACGAGGGACGCACAGCGCUGAAGAUCGACAUUAAAAUACUACGAGCGAAAUGGCAGAAGGCGUGAUGUCUUUGCCUCAAACGAUGAUGAUUGGUAUUGCGUAUUGUGUUGAAUGCUUCAUGUCUAUUGCUUGGUCCACGAGGUUUUGAUGCCGGUAGACCACUCCGAAUCUGAUCGAUUGGUGCUGAUUCUCCAAAGUUGUAGUCAUGUUUUAUUCGCGUGUUUUUGGUGUGCCACGGAGGGUUGUUUUUGGUGUGCCGCCCUCUCCAGCCAUGGUAGGUAGAUAGGAGUCUGGAGCUUCUACCGGCCGUUCUUGGAAGCCGAUGGAGAAUCCUGAUGGGGAAGUACCGUAGUUGUGCCAAGAACAGCACUGCUGACUUGUGAAAGGGCUUCCAAAGGUCAAUUCGUCGUUGCUUGGCUAGUAGUGCACGUCCCAGUUUUGUUUGUGAUUUGUCAAGGCAGAAUCUCUCAGUGUUUAUUGAUCCGAAGCUGGACAGCGGCGAACGGUGCAUGGUGUAUUUUGUUGGAGAGAUGUCAUUUCCCCUGCGUGAUCGUGAAAGGUUGCUCAUCAUACGUUACGGACGAAAACUGGUUUGUGAGUCCUGGGCUUGAACAGCACAACUACUCGUCCAACGCGCCGAAGACAACUUUUUUCUCGUUGCUCCUUUAGUGGCACACGCGUUUGGACGUCGCGCAAUCAUCGACUUUCGUCUGUUCCGUUUCUUGAUCACCGGCGCAGCCCAUGGAUGUCAGCGACACGCUGUCGGGGGUGAUUUCAAGUUCGGGUGUAUGUGCACUUCUCUAGCGCCGGAUACUGCUGUCGUUUCAACCUCACUCUUACCCGAUGAUACCAGUGCAAAGACAACACUUUUCUUUUCGUUGAGCAGAUACUUCAUUAGGGUUAGGGUUGCACAUCGAGCCGCAGAGAAGGAGUCGUUCAGGUGUUGAAACGUUGAAACGCUAUCUGUAGCUUGACACUGCUCAUAUUCAACGCAUCGUGAAACCGCCGGGAUAAUUUUUAGUUUUUUUUUUUU